Trichoderma atroviride IMI 206040 is the source of this 1323-nucleotide messenger RNA. NCBI's taxonomy places the organism in Eukaryota, Fungi, Ascomycota, Sordariomycetes, Hypocreales, Hypocreaceae. The record is from RefSeq and is a predicted model, not a curated record.
AUGCCGACCUUUUCCUUUUCUUUUCUUUCCUUUUUGUUUGGGUUUGGACUAAUAAGAAAAAAGCAAAAAUGUCUUGCGUCGGCUGUUGCGAAUUCUACCUGCAACCCGGCUGACGUGAAGUGUACCUGUGAAAGCGAGACGAUUCAAGCAACGUCGGCAAUCUGCAUCGCGGGCACCUGCACGGUUCGGGAGUCUCUAACCACCAAGAAUGCGACAAGCACACUCUGUGGUGUUCCCAUCCGUAACAAGACUCCCAUCUUCGCCAAUGUCACCAUCGUUCUCGGUGUCAUCGCCGGUGUUAUUGUCGUCUUGCGUAUUGGCUCCAAGAUUGGCCUGGGACUGGGCCUCGCCCCCGACGACUAUGCCAUUCUCGUGACGCUCGCGUGCGGCAUUCCUUCUUCGGUCAUGAACGUUCGAGGCACCGGCGGAAACGGAGAGGGCAAGGACAUCUGGACACUGCCGUUCGAUAUGAUUACCCGGUUCGGAGUGUACUUUUACACCCUCGAGAUUUUAUAUUUCGCCCAGGUUAUGCUUUUGAAGAUGACGCUUUUGCUCUUCUAUCUUCAAAUCUUCCCAGGACCGGCCAGGAGACUGUUAUGGGCAACUGUUGUUGUAAACGCGAUAUUUGGAGUUUCGUUUAUGCUUCUUGCGACUUUCCAGUGCACGCCCAUCAGCUUUUUCUGGACAGGUUGGGAUGGCGAGCACAAGGGCAAAUGUCUUAACAGUAACGCCAUCGGUUGGGCAAACGCAGCAAUCAGUAUCGCCUUGGAUGUUUGGAUGAUUGCAAUCCCCAUGUGGCAAGUCCGCAACCUCAACCUUCACUGGAAGAAAAAGGUCGGCGUGGCAAUCAUGCUCCUUGUUGGUACCUUUGUUACAGUUGUUAGUAUCGUCCGACUCCAGUUCCUUGUGAAUCUUGGUAGUUCCGCGAAUCCCACCUUUGACCAAGUUGACGUAUCGAUCUGGUCCACCGUUGAGAUUGAUACCGGUAUCAUCUGUACCUGUUUGCCAUCCAUUCGAUUGUUCUUGAUCCGCGUAUUCCCCAUCCUGGGUGGCUCUUCGCACAAGAGGAGUGGCUACCAGAAUUACCCGGACAGCUAUGGCAAAUCCGACCACGCAAACAGUCGGGCAAAGACACUGGUUUCAGCCGCCAAGUCUCAAAGUCGGCCAGAGCAUAAUGGGAUUGAGCUCGAGACAAGGUAUGAGGUUCGGUAUAGCACUGAGGAUGAGGCGAGAUUGGUAAGGAUGCAAGAAGGACAUAACAUGAAAUCACCACACGAAGCCAGCGCACGAAGUGUAAAUAGUGCAAGCGAGGUAUCGCUAUAA